Prionailurus viverrinus (fishing cat) is the source of this 1773-nucleotide messenger RNA. It is a transcript of the gene C8A, whose product is annotated as complement C8 alpha chain. Gene Ontology annotation, cellular component: membrane attack complex. Gene Ontology annotation, molecular function: protein binding. Gene Ontology annotation, biological process: immune response. The coding region runs from base 1 to 1773 and encodes 590 amino acids. Lineage: Eukaryota; Metazoa; Chordata; Mammalia; Carnivora; Felidae. The record is from RefSeq and is a predicted model, not a curated record. The transcript has 11 exons.
AUGCUUGCUGCUGCUGUUUUCAUCCUGUCUUUGAUGACUUGUCAGCCUGGGGCAACUAUCCAGGAGAAGGUGAACCGGAGAGUAAGUCGGGCUGUUCAGAGUUCCACCUUGACAGCACUUAACUGCCAGCUGAGCGCCUGGUCAGAGUGGACAGAAUGCUUUCCAUGUCAGGACAAAAAGUACCGAUUCCGGAGCCUCCUGCAGCCAAACAAGUUUGGGGGAACCAUCUGCAGUGGUGAUGUCUGGGAUCAAGCCAGCUGUCAGAGUCCCACAGCUUGUCUAGAGCAAGCGCAGUGUGGACAGGAUUUCCAGUGUAAGGAGACAGGUCGCUGCCUGAAACGCCACCUCGUGUGUAACGGAGACAAGGAUUGCCUUGAUGGCUCUGACGAGGAUGACUGUGAAGAUGUCAGGGUCAUGGAAAGCGACUGCAGCCUGUAUGACCCCAUUCCAGGGUCAGAGAGUGCGGCCUUGGGGUACAAUAUCCUGACCCAGCAGGAAACUCAGAGCGUGUACGAUGCCAGGUAUUACGGGGGCCAGUGUGAGACAGUAUACAACGGGGAGUGGAGAGCGCUUCGCUAUGACCCUGCCUGUGAGCGUCUCUACUACGGAGAAGAUGAGAAGUACUUCCGGAAACCCUACAACUUCCUCAAGUACCACUUUGAAGCCCUGGCAGAUACUAGACUCUCCUCAGAGUUAUACAAUGAUGCAAAUGAACUUCUUUCUAAAGUGAAGAAUGACAGGUCUGUGUCGGCAGGAGUGGUUGUUGGUGUGGGCCCCGCAGGCAGCCCUGAAACAAGAGUGGAUGUGGGUUUAUCCGGGUCACGAGACUCUUCGUUCGUGAAUAAGUUAAACAAGUAUAAUAACAAGAAAUAUAACUUCAUGAGAAUUUCCACAAAGGUGCAGACUGCUCAUUUUAAGAUGAGGAGGGACAAUAUUGUGCUGGAUGAAAGCAUGCUGCAGUCAUUAAUGGAGCUUCCGGAGCAGUACAAUUACGGCAUGUAUUCCAAGUUCAUCAACGACUAUGGCACUCAUUACAUAACGUCUGGAUCAAUGGGUGGCGUUUAUGAAUACAUCCUGGUGCUUGACAAAGAAAAAAUGGAAUCGCUUGGCAUUACCAGCACAGAUAUCAAGAAAUGCUUCGGAGGCUUUGUGGGCAUUGACUAUGAUUACACAGACAGCAUAAAAACUGAAGGACGUUUAUCAGCAGAACGUUGUGAAAAAACUGGAGGUGGCAAUACUAACAAAGACAGGCUGGCCAUGGCUGUGGAAGACAUCAUUUCUCGAGUGCGAGGUGGCAAUUCUGGCUGGGGCGGUGGCUUGACUCAAAACGGGAGCACCAUUACGUAUCGUUCCUGGGGGAGGUCAUUAAAGUAUAAUCCUGUUGUUAUUGAUUUUGAGAUGCAGCCCAUCUACGAAGUGCUGCGACAUACAAACCUGGGGCCCCUGGAGGCCAAGCGCCAGAACCUGCGCCGGGCCUUGGACCAGUACCUGAUGGAAUUCAAUGCCUGCCGCUGUGGACCCUGCUUCAACAAUGGGGAGCCCAUCCUCAAGGGCACCAGCUGUGAGUGCCAGUGCCCACUGGGUCGCCGGGGCCUUGCCUGUGAGCAAAUGGAGCAGAAGGGAGCCAAGGCGGAUGGUCGCUGGAGCUGCUGGAGCUCCUGGUCUGCUUGCAGAGCGGGCACCCAGGAAAGGAGGAGAGAGUGCAAUAACCCUGCACCCCAGAAUGGAGGCAACUCCUGUCCAGGGUGGAAAGUGCAGACCCAGGCUUGCUGA